Messenger RNA from Leptinotarsa decemlineata (Colorado potato beetle), 2163 nucleotides. Its product is annotated as tubulin polyglutamylase ttll6. Gene Ontology annotation, cellular component: ciliary basal body. The record is from RefSeq and is a predicted model, not a curated record. Gene Ontology annotation, biological process: microtubule cytoskeleton organization; protein polyglutamylation. Gene Ontology annotation, molecular function: tubulin binding; tubulin-glutamic acid ligase activity. NCBI's taxonomy places the organism in Eukaryota, Metazoa, Arthropoda, Insecta, Coleoptera, Chrysomelidae.
ACCCCACAAAUGACACUUGCAAAAUUUUUCGUAACGUCAACUGAUGUGAACCACGUGUCAUAUUAAAUUUUUAUAGCAUGCCCCCAAGGGUAUACGUUUAACAAAAUCCCCCCAUUCAAUGGCUAGCGAAUCGAACACUAGUAUACCCCUGAACGACAUCAGCGAUUCAUCGGACUGGUCUUCAAGCGAUGAGAAACAGAAGCCCCCCAAAAAGGUCCCGCAGGCGAAAAUUUCCAAGAAAUCCGAUAGCGCCACCAAGAUCAAGUCCCCAAAAAAGAGGAAACGGGUCGUCACUGUCUGUUUAACGCACUGCAGGUACGAUGUCAUCAGAAGGGUCGCUCAGAAAUUCAAUUACAGGGAGGUUAGUGAAGGAGAAAACUGGAAUAUGUACUGGACGGAUCUGUCCAUCACGGUGGAUAGGUGCAAGGAGAUGAGGAGGUUUCAGAAAAUCAAUCAUUUUCCAGGAAUGCUGGAAAUCUGCAGAAAAGACCUACUAGCUCGAAACCUGAACAGAAUGCUACGCAUGUUCCCAAGAGACUACAACUUCUUCCCUAAAACUUGGUGUUUUCCCGCCGACCUAGGAGAAGCUCUAACCUACAGUAGAUUACGCAAGAACAAAACCUUCAUCCUCAAACCUGAGGCCGGUAGUCAAGGUAGAGGCAUCGUGAUCACUAAGACACUGAAGGAAAUCCGACCUUGUGACAGAGGAAUCUGCCAAGUUUACAUCACCAAACCAUUUCUAAUCGAUGGGUACAAGUUCGAUCUGAGAGUAUACACUCUGAUCACAUCCUGCGAUCCUUUGAGAAUCUUCAUCUACAAUGAAGGCCUAGUCAGGUUCGCCACUAGUAGAUACAAAGAGCCAAACGGCAUCAACAUAACAAACGUUUUCAUGCAUCUCACCAACUACGCCGUGAACAAACACAGCAGGACCUACAACCAGGACACCGAAGGGGGUAGCAAGAGAAAGCUGUCUUGGUUCAACAAUUACCUGAAGAGUUUGAAGCAUGACGUAGAAGCAAUUUGGUACAGGAUCGAUGACGUCAUAAUCAAAACAAUAAUCAGCGCUUACCCGGUACUGAAGCAUAGCUACGCAGCCUGUUUUCCAAACCACGACGUGAUUCCUGCUUGCUGUGAGCUACUAGGAAUCGACAUCUUGCUUGACAAAAGGAUGAACCCCCAAGUUCUUGAAGUUAACCACUCUCCAAGCUUCCAUACGGACACAGAACUGGAUUGCGAAGUCAAAGAAGCCCUACUUUACGAUAUGUUCGCGAUGAUGAACCUAGAGAUCUGCGACAAAAGAAAGCUCAUUCGUGAGGACAGAAAGCGGGUAAGGGAAAGGUUGCUGAGUGGGUCUAACCCUAGGGAGAAUCAGUCCAACAGUGACUCCAAGUACUUCACCGAGUACUUCAAACAAGAAAUGGCCAAUAGGGGAGGGUUCAGAAUCGUGUACCCAUGUGCCAACACAGAACACAAUUACAUGAAGUACUUCGAACAGGGACAAAACUCGCUGUACUGUGAUACCGCCUCCAGCAGAGCUAGAGAAGCAGCCCAGAAUGCUCUCAGAGACGAAAUGCAGCUGAAAGCUAAGUUGGAGGCUUCCAAGAGGAUUUCAGCAAGAGCCAAGCCUAUACUGGCCGAACCAGCACCUAGUAGGGCAGUCUCUCGAGCUUCUUCUACACCGCUCAGCGUCAGAAGUGACUACAGCAACUCCUUCGAAGCUCAAUCGAUAGUGGAGUAUGAAGAGAAGGAGCGGCUACAACGGUUGGCUCAGAGGGACUACCUGGUGAGGAGUCAAGGCAUUUUGGAGCUCAUUUACUUCUCAAUGAAGAAGAACAACGUUCUGAGGCCACACGAUGAGAGAAAAUAUGCGAUAUUUGACAAAAUUCGACAAGCUAGCGAGACUAUUAACAAGAACGUGAGUAAUGGGCCGGAAAUUUCCGAUAUGCUGGAGGAGAUCCACGGAAAGGGGAUGGAGGGGACGAUGACUUCACUCAAGAGGGAGAUAUAUCCAUGGCAUAAGCCGAAAAAUCAUGUUGGUAAAGUGUGAUGGAUUUUUCACCGUUAUUAUUGUUAAUAAAAUCUGUGUAGUUUGUGGGUUUACUUCUCUUUAGAUUUUGUCACGAUGUAAGUUCGUUUCAGAAAAUAAAAGUGUCAGUUUGAAAU